Molecule: messenger RNA, 3913 nt
Organism: Pan troglodytes (chimpanzee)
Lineage: Eukaryota; Metazoa; Chordata; Mammalia; Primates; Hominidae
Source: RefSeq, a predicted model, not a curated record
GUGAUAUACUAGGCUCUGUAGUGCAAAACCUUCAGAACUUUCUUCAGAUGCCCUAUGGUUGUGGAGAGCAGAAUAUGGUCCUUUUUGUCCCUAACAUUUAUGUUCUAAACUAUCUAAAUGAGACACGACAGCUGACAGAGAAGAUCAAGGCCAAAGCCACUAGCUACCUCAUCAGUGGUGAGAGAUUACCUCAAAAAGAAGAGCCAUAAUCUCUUAAAUUUUUUUUGGUGAACUAAAAUCAACAUCUGUUUCAUUAAGAUUCGAUAGUCAUUGUCAUGAUUUUCAAUAAAAUGUCCCAAUAUACAAGUAGAAAAUUCAAUAGUAUCAUCAAGCCUGUGAUUGGGGGUUGCGGGAAAUUUUAACUAAAUAUUAGUUACCCUAUGAUUCCUAAUAGCACUGAGAAAAAAGCUCAAUAAUCCUCCAAUGUCUUUGCCAUUUCAAUAAAUCUAUGAACACUUCCUCUUCAGGGUACCAAAGGCAAUUGAAUUAUAAGCACAGAGAUGGUUCCUACUGCACCUUUGGGGACAAUGACGGUAGCAGUCAGGGAAACAAGAUUAUUUUUUCCCUAUGCUCUCUGUAGAUCCAUGACAUUUCAGGAUUCUAGAAACAGCUACUCUCUAAUAUCUGGAGUUUUUUGUGGAAAAUUGUUAGUCUUUAAAUAACGCAUAUGCUGUAUGUAUCAUUCCUGUUGGGUAAUCUCACCGUUUCAUCUCUGAAAGCUUACCUGCUGUGAUAACACAACUGAAAAUGGAGAAAUAAGGAUCUUCUAAAUGGAAAUAUAAAGCAGAAAAUGUCAUUCUAUAAAAUGACAGAGGAAGAACCUCCCACACUGUGCAUUAAAGAAGGAGAGGAGGGCGAGGACAGAAGGAGACCGUGAUGCAGUAAAGUCAGGACAAGUCAUUCUGGAAAUGCAGUUUUCAUGGUGGGGAGGCUUGGAGGCUCCAACAAAUGUUUCACAACAAAAAAUUUAAAAAGCAUCAACUCAGAGAAACCAAUAAAGUUGAGAUAUAAUAAAAGAUAUUGAGAUGUUUGUUGGACUAGAGUAUAUUCAGCUCUUAAAUACUAUUUCCCCAUCAAUGCCUCCCAGUAAUCUCCUCCACUGAAUUGUGAAGAGCAAUGUCUGGAGGCGUGCACAAAGUGAGCUAUGAAAGUGAGGUGGUCCUCAUGUCUGUGUUUCUGUUUUGCUCGACGGGCUCACUGCAUUUGUGCUCAAGUCCUUUGCUCAAGCCCAAUCGUACAUCUCUGUGGAGAGCUCACACAUCAGGGAUGCCCUCACCUGGCUUUCACAGGGACAAAAGGCAGAUGGUUUUUUCGAAGGCUCUGGAUCACUGCUCAACAAUGCCAUUAAGGUGAUGCCUUCUCUAUUUUUGUUCUGGUCCCUGAAGAUAGUGAUAUGUGGGAGGAAAUGAUGUUUGAAUUGAGUCCUUCAGUCUUAGCGACAUAGAUUUCAGGAAGAAUGGUGGACUCUAAAUCUCCUGAAAUCUAGCAAUACCUUAGUAGUUUUUUAUUGAAUGAAAAUAGUGUUCAAAAAAACCUCAAAGUCGAACAUACUAUAAAAAGUGAGGGAAGGUGAUCUGGGACAGACUCAAGAAUUUUAGGGUAGAGGAGGAAGGGGAGAAAAUCAACAAUCUAGCACAAGACAAGAAAAAAUCUAGUGAAGAUGUCAAAAGGAAAAGAAGUGUUAGCAGAUGCUGUCUCAUGACUAUUGAAGUGUUUGAGUCUCUCUGCCUCUGAUCCUUACACGGUGGGGUGAACGAUGAGGUGACAUUCUCUGCCUACAUCACCAUUGCUUUGCUGGAGAUGCCUCUGCCUGCCACUGUAUGUUCAAGCACAUCCUCUGUACCUCCUUCACACACGUAAAGAAUAAAAUUAUAAUAUGGUGAAUCCCUGAGGGAAAUUAAUUGUGAUUUUUAUGGUAUUUAAUUUUGGUACAUUUCACUGGAAUGUAAAGGACCAGAUCCUUUUGGAAGCAGCAGAGGAAACUCCUCUCUGGUCAGAACUGUGAGGUUAUACAGGCACAUUAAGGUUUUUAAUCUGCAGUUAGCCCGGGAAUAGCUCAUUUGCCUGGUUCUGCUGUUUUACAAUAGCCUUUCAUCUUCUUCAUAGCACGCAGUGGUCUGCAGUGCCCUAUCCUGCCUUGAAACGGCCUGGAGCUCAGAGGCCCAAGGAAGUGUUGUCUGUACCAAAGCAUUAUUGGCCUAUGCCUUUGCCCUAGCAGGAAACAAAGUCAAGUGAAGAGAGUUGCUUGAAUCAUUAAACAGAGAGGCUGUGAAAGAAGGUAAGAGCUGCUACUGCAAAGUUUACUUCUGACAACCACCAGUGACCAAAAGAAGGGACAAUACCUCUACUGAGCUCAUGCUUACCAUGCUAUCUUAAUUUCAUGACAGAAUAAUUAUCAUUGAUCUAAGACCCGAAUUCUCUGGAUAACAUGGAUCAUUUUAUUAAUCUACACAGUAUAGACUCUAUAGAGUCCCACCUUCUAAUAUCACACACACACAUGUAGUAGACACAAAGGCUCAAUGUUAUCCCUGGAACUUUACUUUCUUGAUAAAGAUUUGUUUGAUAGUGACUAUUUAAUGCUUUCACUUUGUUUAAUGCUUUCACUUCAUUAAAAUGAAAUGUCAAUUUAUUAGGUAAACUGUAAUUAUAAUCAUCACUUAUGGAUUAGAUUUUGAAAUCAUCCUUUAAGCUAAAAAUUCUACCCUUUUCUAUGUCAAAGAGGAUUCGAUCCACUGGCAAUGUCCUGGGAAACUUCGCAAAGCUAAGACCCUCUAUUCUCAACCCUGGGCUCCCUCUGCGGAAGUAGAGAUGACAUCCUAUGUGCUCCUUACCUAUCUUACUGUCCAGCCUGCCCCAUCUUCAGAGGACCUGUCUGUGCAUCACGUAUUGUGAAGUGGAUUACCAAGCAGCAAAAUCCCCAAGGGGGCUUCUCCUCCACUCAGGUCUGUGGGAAGACUCUAGAAGGAAACAUAAAUAUAUUCACAUAUAUGAAGACACAACCAUCUGGGAGUUGAAUAAUGGAAUGGACACAGUGGUGGCUCUUCAAGCGCUCUCCAAAUAUGGAACAGCAACUUUCACUAAAAGUGAGAAAGCAGCUUUGGUCACCAUCCAGUCUUCAGACACCUUUUCUAAAGACUUCCAAGUAGAUGAUGGCAACCGCCUAGUGCUGCAGGAGGUCCGGUUGCCAGAGGUUCCAGACAUGCCUGAGAUAUAACAUCCUUCCCAAGAAAGAAGAGAAAACACCCUUUGCUCUGCAGGUUAAUACUCUCCCCACAAAUUGUGAUGGAAUGGAUGUCACAGAACGUUCCAGAUUGAUAUCAACAUUAGUUAUACUGGGGACUGACCCAGUUCCAACAUGGUCAUUGUUGAUGUGAAGAUGGUAUCAGGCUUCAUACCUAUGAGAGCAUCAGUUAAAAAGCUCCAGAAACAGCCUCAGAUUCAGAGGACUGAAGUGAGCACCAACCAUGUCGCAAUCUACUUUGAAAAGCUAACCCAUCAAACCCUGCAUUUUUCCUUCUUUGUGGAACAAGACAUCCAAAUAAAGAAUUUAAAACCAGCUACAGUAAAAGCCUAUGAUUAUUAUGAGACAGAUGAAUUCACCUUUGAAGAAUACAAUGCCCCUUGCAGUGCUGAAUCUGAACAAAGAAAUGCUUGAAAACAGCAACUUACGGACCUCAUCGGGUGAACUUCUCCAGAAAUGAAGAACAGACUCAUCAAUAGAGAGGACAGUGAGAGAAAGAAGGGAAGAUCAUUGGAAAUACACAAAAUUUGUAUGUUGAAUAAAUUUAUGGCAUUUAUAACUCUAUCUUUUCUUUUGUUCUUUAUCAAUAUCAUAUUCCCUUUUCUGAAUAUGAAUCUAUUCUCCCUAGCAUUUAUUAAAUCACAGAAAAGCUAUACAAAGAGGUACACUCAA